This is a messenger RNA of Phyllotreta striolata, 1302 nucleotides long. The record is from the annotation of a GenBank genome assembly. NCBI's taxonomy places the organism in Eukaryota, Metazoa, Arthropoda, Insecta, Coleoptera, Chrysomelidae.
AAACAACCGGUAAAGUGUUACCCGUAUUUUGUUUACUUAUAUUUAGGGAGUGCUUACGUGUCUCCAAUUUAUAGAAAUUGGUAAUCAAGAAUAUUAUCUAUAAAAAUGGCUCCCAAAGUGAACGUAAAAGAAAGAUACAACGAUGGCAAAGUAGAUCUGAGUAUGUCAGAUUUGAACGAUGUCCCGGUGAAAGAAAUAGUGACUUUGAAACGGGUGUACAGUCUGGAUUUAUCCAACAAUAGCUUAAGGACCCUCCCGAAAUCCUUCCCCACGUUAACCGGCCUAACGGUGCUAGAUUUAAGCAAAAACGAGCUCAGCGAGCUGCCCCAAGAUUUCGGCAAUUUAGUGAAACUGAAACAUCUGGACCUCUACAGGAACCAACUGCAGCAUUUGCCGUUGAGCUUCAGCAAACUGAAGGGCCUGAAGUGGCUGGAUUUGAAGGAUAACCCGCUGGUGCCGGCCGUGGCGAAAGUGGCUGGCCUCUGUAUCGAUACGAAGGCCUGCCAAACGUGCGCCAAGAACAUCGUGGAGUUCUACUCGAAGCUGGAGAGCCAGGUGGCCGCCGAGCUGGAAAUGAGGAACAGGGACCGACAGAAGCAACUGCAAAUGAACAACAAGAAGAAGCAGGAGGAGAAGCGAGAGAAGAAGCGCGAGAAGGUCGUGCCGAAGAAGGAGAAGAAACCAUCGGAGAAACAAUGGGGGCCUUCCGAGUAUGAAAUAGAGAAGAGAUUACUGCAUAGUAGCCAAACUUCUGCGAAAAAGGCCAAGUCGAAUUCGUUCGUUUCGAGUUUGUUGAAAAUCUUUUUGAUGGUUUUGAGCGUGUAUUUAACUAUCGUGUUUGUUAAAUUUAAAGAUUCCGAUAAUGUGGUUGAAUCGAUGAAGCAAGGGGUUAUUGAGGAUUAUCAUAAAAUUUCUUCGACCAGUCAAAUUUGGUGGAAAGAAUUCCUAAUUCUAUCUAAGGUUUUCUGGAAAAAACUUUUGGUUGUUUCACAAUUGUGCUGGGAAACGAUUUUAGAGAACGGUCCAAUUUGGUGGGAAAAAUCUGUAAAUAGUUUACAAAUAUGGUGGAUCGAGCUUUCAGAAAAAUCACAAAUAUGCUAUAAACAUAUCAUGGAUAACUGGCCAAUGUAUUUAGAAGAAUUCCAAAUUUUUGUAGAAAAAUCCCUAAAUGCUACAAGACUAUUGUGGAAGAUAAUAAGAAAUAAUGUUACAGUUUUGUUUAGCUAAGAAUUAUACUAAAUUAAAAAACGAACUAAUUUUGUACUGUAUAAAAUUGUUAAUAAUAAACGUUAUUUAACAAAG